GAAAAAAGAGAGAGAGAGAGAAGAGAGCGACGAGAAAAAGAGAGGAGCGAGAAAGAGGAAAGAGAAGAGAGAGAGAGAAGAAGAGAGAGAGCAGCAAGAAAAAGGAGAAGAGAGGAGAGAGAACGAGAGAAAGAGAAAGAGAGAGAGAUAAAGAGAAAAGAGAAAAAAGAGAGAGAGAGAGAGCGAGACGACGACAGAGAGAGAGAGAAGAGAGAGAAGAGAGAGAGAGAGAGAGAGAAAGAGAGAGAAAGAGAGAGAAAGAGAGAGAAAAGAGAGAGAAAGAGAGAGAAAGAGAAAGAGAGAGAGAGAGAGAGAGAGAAAGAGAAAGAGAAAAGAGAGAGAGAGAAGAGAGAGAAAGAAGGAGAAGAAGAAGAGAGAGAGCGAGAAAAG
Molecule: messenger RNA, 390 nt
Organism: Priapulus caudatus
Lineage: Eukaryota; Metazoa; Priapulida; Priapulimorpha; Priapulimorphida; Priapulidae
Product: RNA-binding protein 25-like
Exons: 3
Source: RefSeq, a predicted model, not a curated record